Molecule: messenger RNA, 2316 nt
Organism: Protopterus annectens (West African lungfish)
Lineage: Eukaryota; Metazoa; Chordata; Ceratodontiformes; Protopteridae
Product: quinone oxidoreductase-like protein 2
Exons: 10
Coding region: 24-1139 (371 amino acids)
Cellular component (GO): mitochondrion
Molecular function (GO): oxidoreductase activity
Source: RefSeq, a predicted model, not a curated record
GCUACAGAUGUUUUCUGGAAAAGAUGGCGAGGAAUUUUGCAUGUUUGGUUACGAAAAACUUCGCCUAUUGGAGAAAGCAAACAUUGCUACAGCAGCUUUUCCAACGAUUCUGCAGGAACAGUGCUUCAUGGAGGGGGAUGCCUAAGCUGGCAGCAGUUAAUGUUUUCUCCACACCCUUUCGAAAGUACCAAGCAGCAGUUUGCACAGAGUUGAAAAAGCCUUUGCUCAUUCAGGAUAUCCCGGCCUCUCCUCUGAAACCUAAUGAGGUUCGAGUGGAUAUCCAUUGCUGUGGAGUAAAUUUGGGUGACAUUCUUUCGUGUCAGGGUCAGUACCCAGAAUGGCCACCACUACCAUUUAUCCCAGGAAUGGAGUUUGCUGGGUAUGUGACAGAAACUGGUACAAGUGUUGUAUCAGUAAAGCAAGGUGACCGUGUGCUUGGAUUUAGCCCGCAAAAAGCAAUGGCAGAGGAGUGUGUUAUUGACCACAAGUUUCUCUGGCAGGUUCCACAAGACGUUUCUUUUAGAGAAGCUGCUGCCCUACCAGUCUCGUACGGUACAGCAAUUGCCGCUCUUCAUCAUCGGGCAUGUACGCAACCAGGGGACACCGUACUGGUAACUGCUGGUGCUGGAGCUGCAGGGCUGGCUGCUCUAGAUAUCGCUUCUAAUGUGCUUGGAGCAAAGGUGAUCACAGCUGCGGGGAGUGAUGAGAAGUGUCAGCUGACCCUGCAGAGGGGAGCAGUGGCAAGCAUUAAUUAUCGAACACAAAGCAUCAAGGAGGAAGUCAAGAAGCUGACUGCUAAGAAGGGAGUGAAUGUGGUUUUUGAUGCUGUUGGAGGAGACAUUUUCAUGGAUGCAGUUAGCAGUCUGUGUUGGGAAGGUAGAGUUGUAAUUGUGGGCUUUGCUGGAGGAUUGAUUCCAUCUCUUCCAACCAAUCUGUUGCUUUUGAAGAACAUUGCUGCAGUGGGAGUGUACUGGGGUGGAUACCCCGAUGAGAACUUCACUACAUUUUCAGACACAAUCUGUUCUGCCAUCCGUUACUGUCAAGAGGGAAAGAUUAAACCUUAUAUUGGAGGUGUCUAUGCAUUACAUGAGGUUAGCCAGGUAAGUCCACAGGAUGCAAGUGUCCCUUCUCAGAGUUGACCCAAGAACACUGUCUGAUGAAAUGAUUUGCUUAGAUUCAGUAAAUGAAAUUUGAAAGAAUCAAACCUUGCACUUUGUGUACAAGACAUAUGUUAUUAAUAACUCAGAACCUUAACCUUCUGCACUAAAUACGAGAUUAAUAAUACAAAAUGUCUUUCAACUAUAAGCUUAAGGCACAUCUAGCAGUGAUGCCUAACCCUCAAAGCUUCUUUCUAAUAUACAUAUACACAAAGCUUCUUUCUAAUAUGUUUUAUGGAAUAUGUAACAGUGAUUCCUAGAUGGCUGCAUUCCAAAAAGCAGGUUGAUUAGAGUUCUUCCAGUGUGAAAAAUUAAAGUGGCAUAAAAAGCCUGUAAAAGCUAGCAAUUUUGAUAAAAUUCAGUUACUGUUAUUAUUACAUGGCCCGAAUGUCAGCAAAGAAGAAUUCUGGAGAAAGUAAGAGAAAAUGUACUGGAAAAGGGAUGAAAAAAACUUUGGUGGCAAAGAUCCUUUUAGUGGUACAGUAAAAAGCAGUUCAAGUUUCAAGUGUUUGUGGAAAAUGAUUAUUCACUACAUCAGGCAGAACAGAGUCAAGUUUAUCUGUGUAACGAGGGGAUGUUGAUAGACAGUUGUAAUAUUCAAGUUGCUAAAUCCAACUGUCUUUAGAAUAUUUUUCUUGGGGGAUCAAAUGUACUUUUGGAUGCAGAACAGGCUAAGAAGGAAAUAAAAUACUUUACCUAGCAAAUAGCCAAAAAGCUGAAGGAGACCCUGCUUCUAAUUCUUCUGACAAGUUAAAAUCCCUGAGAGAGAAUUUGCUAGCAAAACCUUUUCCAUUGUGCCAGAGGAAAAUUAUUGAGUGACAAUGAUAAUUAAAAGCCGAGGAGCUGACUAGAAAAAUCAAGAAGAACUUGAACCAGAGACCAGUGUUGGAUGGUCAGUAUGAUUAGAAUAAAUACUAGCAAUAACAGUGAAAUAAGGAAAUGGAUGAAUUGUACAGUGUCAUUUCCAUAAGAUGCAGUUUAGAUAUGAAAACUGUGUUUCUGCAAAACAGUGCUAAAAUGAAGAUGCUAAAAAGACCGGAAGUUUGACCAUGUUAAAUUGCUGGGACUGUAAAGUAUAAUUCCCACUGUGUCAUUAAUGUUUAGAAGGGCAAUAAAGGGACUGAAAAUGUCAUUUUAAAUAAAACUUUUUUAUUCUUAG